AUGUCUGCAUUGAGGAUGCAACACUACACUACGUAUUUGCAGAGUUUCGAUUACGAGAUCUGGUUCCGGAUGUCUACGGAUCAUGCGAAUGCUGAUGCCAUGUCGAGGAUUCCGUUAGGAGUAGCUGAUCCCCAGAAUGAGAUUGAGGAGUCGGAUGCUGUGGAAUUGAGUCAAAUCGAUACUCUACCCUUGACUGCUGCCGAGUUAGGUCAAGCUACGGCGGGGGAUCAGACGGUGCAAAAACUGAUCCAAGGCAUCAAGCACGGCCAGCUGGUGGAAGCGAAGGAUCGUUUCGGAAUCGAACAGAACGAACUCUCUAUACAAAACGGAUGCUUGCUUCGGGGAAUUCGAGUGUACGUGCCUACAGUUCUCCGGAAACGUGUGCUGGAUGAAUUACAUUCUACUCACUUCGGUACAACCCGUACGAAGUCGCUGGCAAGAGGCUAUUGCUGGUGGCCUGGUUUGGAUCGGGAGAUCGAAGAAUUGAUUGCGAACUGCGCUGACUGCCAGUCAGUACGUGCGGAACCUGCGAAGAUGAACCUUCAUUGCUGGGAAUCACCAAGUGAACCGUUUCAAAGGGUCCAUGUUGACUUUGUGGGUCCUUUCAUGGAUACCUACUUCUUUAUCUACGUGGAUGCGUUUAGUAAGUGGCCAGAGAUCAAAGUGUGCAGAUCCAUUACGGCCGAAUGCACCGUAAACAUGUGUCGCAAGAUCUUCAGUACGUUUGGCAUACCGUCAGUCCUGGUGAGCGACCAUGGCGUCCAGUUUACUUCGGAAGUUUUCCAGCGGUUCCUGAAGAUGAACGGUGGAGUUCACAAAAUGGAAGCGCCGUAUCAUCCGGCAACGAAUGGACAAGCGGAGCGGUACGUCCAGACGUUCAAGCAGAAAUUGAAGGCGCUGAAGUGUUCCAAGUCUCAGCUGAACCUGGAACUGUCCAACAUUCUUCUUACCUACCGCAAGAUAAUCCAUCCGUCUACCGGGAAAUCACCGUCAAUGCUCGUAUUCGGUCGACAGAUUCGAUCGAGAAUCGACUUGCUGCUGCCGAAGAAUGAAACUUCAAGCAAGGCUGACAUUGCUGUGCGUCAGUUGGAUGCUGAUCGAGUACGUGUUCGCGAUUUCUUGUCGAGUAACAAAUGGAAAUUUGGUAAGAUCGUCGAGAAGGUUGGAAAGCUUCGUUAUACGGUGCGAUUGGAUGACGGACGAAUCUGGGAGCGUCACAUUGACCAUAUCGUCGGUGUGGGCGCUAAUUUGCGGAGCGAUUCGGUGGACCCUCCAAGGGAGGAGUACAUUGAACUCGACGAACCUACAACUUCGGCUGCUGCGCCAGUGGCCCAAGCUACAGCGAAUCCUGUCGAGGAAGCUACUGGUACUGCACCGGUGGUUCCUUGCGCUACACCUGCUGCUGCGACGAUAAUGUCUACUCCUGGAUCCCAGGAGCGUUCUUCGACUGUCGUGGCCGGUCGGUCUGCUGUGUUGGAUGCUGUUCCGACGACUCUACGACGAUCCAGCCGGGUAAUCGUACCUCCCCAGAGAUUGAAUUUGUAA
Ochlerotatus camptorhynchus is the source of this 1545-nucleotide messenger RNA. RefSeq lists its product as uncharacterized. Gene Ontology annotation, molecular function: nucleic acid binding. The record is from RefSeq and is a predicted model, not a curated record. Gene Ontology annotation, biological process: DNA integration. Bases 1 to 1545 code for a protein of 514 amino acids. NCBI's taxonomy places the organism in Eukaryota, Metazoa, Arthropoda, Insecta, Diptera, Culicidae. The transcript has a single exon.